UAAACAAUAUUAGCUUAAAUCAGUAGAACUACGGAGUAGUUUUUAUCCCGUGCGAUACACGGAUUAUUUAAUUUAAAAAUUCAGUUAUAUUAGCUAUUUAAUAUAGUGGAUAAUAAUAAAACAUUGGAGCAAUUAAAAAUACAAUUCAUUUCAUUCGGAGUGUAAUUGAAAUUAGAAUGUCAUUUGACUAAAAUGAAUUUUAAGAGAAAAUAACAUUUGAUUAAGGUAGAGAAGUGGAAAAGAUGAAUAUAAAUGAUGGUUUUAUAAUAAAAUAAUAUAAAUUAAAUUAAAUAGUAACACGUGACAUCAUAGUAUCUAAAACAUUCUGUUUUAAAAUACUACGUAGUAGUAUAGAUGUGUUCUUUGGGGAAAAUAUUAGUGAAUUAAUUAAGGCUUUGUUCUGUUCGACUUGUUUUGACUUGUUUCAGAAAAAAUAAGUUCAGAUAAAUUCAGUUAAUUCCAGAUAAAUUCAGCUAAAUUUUUAUCAGAUAAAAUAAGUUCAGAUAAGUUAAUAUAGUUCAGUCAAAAUAAGUCAAAUAAAUCGAAACCUAAGUGACAAAGUAUUCAUGUGUAGAUAGCUGGAUAUAUAUUUUCCCAACAUUAGAGCAUCAGCAGUGGCAAACUACCACUCUCAACUUUUCAAGCUACACCUAUUUUAAGCUACAAGUCUUCACAUGGUAAGCUAUAACUCAUUUUUAUUUAUAUGGGUCUGACAUGUUGAAAAUAUGUUAAAAAAAACACUACAAAACAGCAAAUGUAGGAUGGACCAGGUAGAGCCCACCUAAUACAACAAAUGGCAGCAUAAUCAUGUGGCUUUGUGGAACUACUUCGCUUGUUUGGAGCUACAACAUAAAUUGUGUUGCAAUGGUUUAGCUUGUUGCUCCAAUUUUUUAAUAUUACAAGCAAAUCCUCUGAACCAACCGCUGGUGUUGCUCUUACUCUUACAUAAAACUAAACUCAUGAGAAUAACGCUUUUGUAGACAAUAUUUUUUUUUAACGUCGAUUAAAUUUGCAUGCUAUUUUGUUCAAACACUUACAUUUAAAAAAGAUAGUUGUUAGUUGUUUAUUUCUUUAUAUGCUUAUAACAUGUUUGCAAGAAUUUGAAUGACUUCAAUCACAACUAUAAAUAAUGAGGGUAAUAGCAGCAACUGUUAAAUUCCAACAAAGUAAGACAAUUUGUAAUUUUUUUAAAGUAAGCGUGCACAAUUGGUCUUUCUUUGUUUUUUUUUUUUGAAAUAAGGGGUGCAAUUGGCCUUUUUUUAUUUAGAUACAUGGAUAAUUUGGGAGAAUUUCCAUCAUAUGUACAUCCUUAGACUUUGGGGAAAGGAACAAACUCAUACAUAUUGUACUACUACUGAUAUUCCACCUUAUUGUCCACUUGAUAAGUACAAUCAUAUGAUCACCUAAUCACACUAAUAAAGAAAUAAAUCAUAUCUCAUUCAUUAUUUUUAUUUCCAUAAUCUCAUAGUCCCUUCAAUUCUCCUCCCUUUUUCUAACCCCCAAUAAUUCUUUAUUAUUAUUUUGUAUUUUUAUAAAUAGUGAAAAGCCAAACCCAAUUAAUCCAUCAUUUUAAAAAAAAUUGCCUCACAAAUUUUGUUGUUUAAUUUUUAUUCAAUGGGGAAAAAAAGAGUUUCAUCAUCCCCAUUGAAAGUGUUAAUCCAAUGGAUUCAAAGGCAAUAUUUAAUAGUGAAAUUAAUACUGGGAGGCAUAGCAACUUUGUGUAGUUUGGUGGCAUUAAAAACACUUGUGAAAGAUCGAGACAUGCUUUUUGUUGCCUCUGAAUCAAGUCAUAUUAUUGGGAUUUUGAUCUUGAUUUACAAGCUCACCACCAAGCAAUCUUGUUCUGGGUUGUCACUAAAAAGUCAAGAGCUAACAGCAAUAUUUUUAGCAGCAAGACUAGUAUGUAGUGUUAUGAUCGAAGGUGACAUACAUACACUUCUCGACUCCAUAACUCUAGCUUCUACUUUGUGGGUGAUUUAUAUGUUACGUUUCAAGUUUAAAUCCACUUAUAUUAAAGACUUCGACACCAUUUCCCUCUUCUAUGUGGUAAUACCUUGUGGCAUCCUUUCAAUAUUAGUGCACCCGAAAGGACGUUGGUUUGUUAUCGGUAGUGUGCUCUGGUCGUUUUGCUUGAGCGUUGAAGCCCUUUCGAUGUUGCCUCAACUUCGAUUCAUGCAAAACGCAAAGAUGAUUGAACCAUUUACUGCUCACUAUGUUUUCGCCUUGGGUAUUUCAAGGUUCGUGGGAUGUGCUCACUGGAUCAUUCAGAUAUAUGAGACUAAUGGAGCAUACCUAGUGUUAGCUGGGAAAGGAAAUUUGUUUCUACUACUAGUAUUUGUAGCUGAAACAGUUCAAACUUUCAUUUUGGCGGACUUUUGUUAUUAUUACGUUAAGAGUGUCGCGAAAGGCAAGAUUAUAGAAAGUCUACCUGUCUAAAAGUUAUACAUCACUAGCAGAAGUGACUUUGGCGAUCGAGAUUGGGAAGUUUAACACAAAUGGGGAAAUUAGGGAGAGAAAUCAACCCAUUUGUUUGUUG
Molecule: messenger RNA, 2536 nt
Organism: Spinacia oleracea (spinach)
Lineage: Eukaryota; Viridiplantae; Streptophyta; Magnoliopsida; Caryophyllales; Amaranthaceae
Exons: 6
Coding region: 1615-2436 (273 amino acids)
Biological process (GO): protein retention in ER lumen
Cellular component (GO): membrane
Molecular function (GO): ER lumen protein retrieval receptor activity
Source: RefSeq, a predicted model, not a curated record